Messenger RNA from Mytilus californianus (California mussel), 4344 nucleotides. Its product is annotated as electrogenic sodium bicarbonate cotransporter 1-like. Gene Ontology annotation, cellular component: plasma membrane. Gene Ontology annotation, biological process: regulation of intracellular pH; monoatomic anion transport; bicarbonate transport. The coding region runs from base 143 to 3370 and encodes 1075 amino acids. Lineage: Eukaryota; Metazoa; Mollusca; Bivalvia; Mytilida; Mytilidae. Gene Ontology annotation, molecular function: sodium:bicarbonate symporter activity; solute:inorganic anion antiporter activity; monoatomic anion transmembrane transporter activity. The record is from RefSeq and is a predicted model, not a curated record. The transcript has 19 exons.
UUGUCGUUGGUCUCUGGCUUGUUGGUCACGUGAUCACUGCAGCAGCAAUGUUUGUUUCGUAUUUGAAUCAAAUGGAAGCAUUGUACAACAUUGAGUAGCAUAUAUUGUAUGUUUUUUACAUUUCAACUUAGACAAUUAAGAAAUGUCUGGGGAAGAAAAUCCAAAAACCAAUGGGAUUCCAGAUAUUGUUAUUGGCAAAAGUGAAAGCGAGAUAUGUCACGUGUUCUGUCAAAUGGAUGCUCUGAGACCAUUCCAUGACGAAUCUGUUUGGAAGGAAGUCAGGCGUUGGGUAAAGUUUGAGGAGGAACUUGAAGAGGAUGGUAAACGAUGGUCCAAGCCCCACGUGUCAUCCUUGUGCAUGCAGUACCUCACAGAGUUACACAUGAUUGUAACAGCCAAUCCCGUGCUGCUAGAUCUAGAAGCGACAUCUAUGUUCGAAAUAGUAGAUCUUUUACUGGAACAUUGGUCUAGCGAUGGUACUUUACAGCCCUUGUUAUGGAACCAUGUCAGAGCAAUUCUCUUGAAGAAACACAAACACAAGACGCUUCAUAAACAUCUUCAUAAAAUUCGUCUGCCAAAGAUACGAUCGGAGGCACAAUUGUCCGAAAAUCAUAGUCAGAGUGAAGACGAAGACCGAGAUACCCCGAAUGACUCAAAGAGUCAUACAAAUCAGGCAUACAACCCUAGUCCGGAAUCUACUGAAACAAUGGACAGUACUGAAACCGGAACAUCCGAUCAUAAAAACGAGGUUGCACUUUCGGAUGGGGAGAGGAAUACGAAAUUUAAGAAGAAGAUACCACAAGGUUCCGAAGUAAUGAAUAUCAUGGUAGGUGAAGUCGAAGGUUUAAAGGGAAAUCUGUGUGCUUUUGUACGGCUUCAAACUGCUAGUGAUAUUGGAAUGAUAACGGAAGUGGAUCUGCCAACUCGUUUCCUGUUUAUUUUACUGGUUCCAAAAGGGAAUUUGGAACCAGCAGAGGAAGCUGCUCGAUGUAUGGGAACCUUGAUCACAGAUGAUAUUUUUAGGGAAGUAGCAUACAAAGCUGAAUCGGAGAUAGAUUUAUUAACUGGAAUUCAGGAAUUCACCAGUCAAACAACAGUGCUGCCACCUGGAUGUUGGAAUCCAGCUACAAGAAUAGAGCCUCCGGAUACUUUACCCACAAAGGAGACUCGGAAAGCAGGUCAAUCCUUUAAGAAAAAAGAACCCCAAACUCAUAUAGAUGCUACCCUGCAAAGAACUGGAAGGUUAUUUGGUGGUCUUGUAGCAGAUGUUAAGCGAAAAAUACCUUGGUAUGGGAGUGACUUUACUGAUGGAUUACAUAUACAGUGUUUUGCGUCAUUUAUAUAUUUAUUCCUAGCGACCUUGACCCCGAAUGUGACCUUUGGUGGAUUACUUGGAAAAGAAACCGCUAAUUUUAUGGGACCAAUGGAAUGUAUAUUAGCCGCAGCCAUUACUGGUGUAGUGUUUGCUUUGUUUUCUGGUCAGCCAUUGAAUAUCUUAGGAAGUACAGGUCCAAUGUUGGUAUUAGAGAUGAUACUGUAUAAUUUUUGCGUGGACCAAGAUUGGGACUAUAUGCCCUUUAGAUGCUGGGUUGGAUUAUGGAUUGCAUUCAUCAUUUUUGUAAUCGUAGCACUAGACUUAAGUGCAUUAGUUCGAUACAUAACAAGAUUUACAGAAGAAUGUUUUGCUUGCCUAAUUGCACUGAUAUUCAUAUAUCAAGCUUUUGAAAAUUUGAUUAAGGUUGAAAAUGAUUUUCCGAUUCAUCACCAUGCGUCAUCAGCAGAUUCAUGUGUGUGUGAAAACUUUACAAUACCGUCUUAUAAUUAUACUAAUGUUAACAAUGUUUCUGAAUAUACAACGAACCUGUCAGUAAUCAGUGUCUAUGAACGAGAUUUCAAUUAUUCAGUUCAAGAUCCGGGCACUCAACACCAUAAUGUGCUUCCGUUCAAUUGUUCUGAUUAUGGUGGUAAUCUUACCGGAAGCGGAUGUGACGACAAACCGUAUGUACCGAAUGUGUUCUUUUUUUCCAUUCUGCUUUUUCUAGGAACAUUUGGAAUUGCAAUUAUUUUAGUUAAUAUCAAAGGCGGAACGUUUGCAACAGCAACGAUUAGACGUACUAUCAGUGACUUCGGAGUUUUACUGUCCAUUAUAUCUAUGGUUGUACUGGAUGCAUUACUUGGCGUUCCGACACCAAAAUUAUCAGUUCCUACUGAGUUCAAGCCUAGUAAUGCUGCCCGUGGUUGGUUCAUUAAUCCUUGGAGUGAUAAAAAUCCCUGGUGGUUGAUAUUAGCCGCUGCUAUUCCCGCAGUACUGACGACAAUCCUGAUAUUCAUGGACCAGCAAAUAACAGCAGUUAUCGUUAAUCGACCAGCUCAUAAACUUAGGAAAGGAGGAGGAUACCAUUUAGAUAUGUUAGUACUUGGUAUAUUGAUAGUGGCUCUUUCGUUAUUUGGACUUCCAUGGUAUGUUGCAGCCACUGUGUCGGCGCUGGCGCACAUAAAGAGUUUAUCAAGAGAAUCGGAAUGUACUGCUCCUGGAGAGAAACCAACUUUUCUUGGUGUGAGGGAACAGAGGGUAACAGCGUUACUUGUGGGAAUACUGAGUGGUUUCGCUGUUCUAAUAACUUCAGUUCUCAAGUUUAUACCAAUGCCAGUACUAUAUGGUGUGUUUCUUUACAUGGGUGUUGCUUCCCUAAAUGGAAUGCAGUUAAUGCAAAGAAUAAGCAUUAUAUUUAUUCCGCAAAAAUACCAGCCUGAUUAUCAAUAUCUGCGACAUGUUCCAUUGAAGAAAGUUCAUCUUUUCACAGUACUUCAAGUCAUUUGUUUGGGUGUUUUAUGGGGCGUUAAAAGUUAUAAAAAGAUAUCAAUAAUUUUUCCUGUGAUGGUUCUCGCAACAUGUUUUGUCAGAAAAGGAAUGGACUAUCUUUUCUCGGAGCAUGAAUUAAAAUGGUUAGAUGGAGCUGCGUCGACAAAGAAGGAACAAGAAGAGGAUAAACAUAUUGACAAAGACACACGAAGAAGAGAGUCCGUUUCAGCAAGAAGAGAACGAUGCAAAUCGCUGCCAGCAACGGCCAACAUGGGAUUUCGACCUUAUUUACAAAGUGUUGACGAAACUGCGAUGAAUUCCAACAACUUGGAAGCUUUUGAUAAACGCCAAAGAAAGAUUUCCUUAAUGGCACUUCCAGAUGACAAAACCUACCGGAAGUCAAGUGAACGUUCUGUGAAUAGUGAUUUUCAGUUUUCUCUUUCCUGUUUACACAGGUCAUUGUCACAAGAAAAUACAGACGGUAUAAGAAAUCAAGAAAUAUUUGAUAAGAGGAAAACACGAAGGCCAUCCUUACUUGCGAUACCACCACCAACAUUGCACGAGUAAUCCAAAAACCACGUGACCACGUAACAUAUAGGCAUUAUAAAACUGUUAUAGUUAACGAACUGAUUUUUAUUAAAGAGAGUUGAACUUUUUAAAAGUGUAAGCUUUCAGACAAAACUAGUGUAUAUAAUCUCUACCUUCAAAGAGGAUAUUUUUUGUAUUAUUUGCUCGAUAAUGUAUUGAUGUAAUAUUCUUUAUGAAACUGUACUUUUUCAGUGUGAUGACGUUAAGAAUGAACGACCUUAUAUAGUUGAUCCACAAGCUGAUUGACGAUAAAAAACAUAUCAUUAUAACUUUUCGUUGUGUUAAACAAGAAUGAACGGUAACAUGAAAUCCCUUAAGUUGAUUGACAGGAUGUAUUAUAGCUAUCUGUCAAUCAAUUUCAGACAUUUUAUACAUGUGGAAAACAGUACAUCGCAAUUUUGAUUCUUACUUCAUUGUUCUUUGCGAUCGUAAAACCGAUAUGACAUUUUAGUCAUGUUGGUGACAUAUCAAGUGUACUUGGGACUUCCAUUCAUAUUUAUGCGAUACUUUGACAAUUACUGUUGUGUCCUUACAUGAUCAACACGACGGGUGCCUCGUGAAGAGCAGAAUCUGCUUAACCUUCUGGAGCACCUGUGAUCACCCCCUUUUUUGGAUGGGUGUUGCUCAGUCUUCAGUUUUCUGUAAUGAGUUUUGUGUACUGUUGUUUGUCUUUUUUCCUUUUUUUCAUGGAGGUGUCAGUUUGUUUUCGACAAUGAGUUCGAGUAUCCCUUUGAUAUUUUUCGACCCACUUUUCCUGAAGUUUACUGUUAGUGUACUGAAUUGACACAAAUCAGCUACUAAAUUUUAAAUAUCAUGGUGAUGUCACAAAGUAUCUAUUUAGACUAUUUAUUACGUUGUGAUUAACAUGGUUUAUAUCUCAAAUAUCAUCAAGUCGAAACAUUCUUAUGUACCGACCAAAAAGUACCAAUACAAAAUAACAACUGACCAAAGAA